This is a messenger RNA of Sitophilus oryzae (rice weevil), 1178 nucleotides long. RefSeq names its product NAD-dependent protein deacylase-like. The coding region runs from base 156 to 1052 and encodes 298 amino acids. Gene Ontology annotation, molecular function: protein-malonyllysine demalonylase activity; protein-succinyllysine desuccinylase activity; NAD+ binding. The transcript is spliced from 4 exons. The record is from RefSeq and is a predicted model, not a curated record. NCBI's taxonomy places the organism in Eukaryota, Metazoa, Arthropoda, Insecta, Coleoptera, Curculionidae.
UAUAAAUGGAUAAGGAAAAUCUGUUUUUCUCCUCCUGGGUUUGCACUAGAAAUAAAAAUAAAUGAAUAGGUUAUAUUCAGUUAUAUCAUAACGAGAAAAAAGUGACUCAUUUUCAUUCACAGUAUUCACACAACAAAUACAUUUGGAAAACAUUCAUGUAUUUGUUGUUCCUGAUCGUACGUCCAGUGAAUAUCAAAAGAAUAUCUCUGCAUCAGGUGUUGGUAAUGUCUAAACGAAAAAUCAAUGAUUUUGCUGGCUUUAAACGGCUUUUGGACGAGGCUAAAAACAUUGUUGUGCUUACUGGAGCAGGGAUAUCUGCGGAAUCUGGAAUUCCAGUUUUCAGGGGAGCUGGAGGCUUAUGGAGAAAAUACAAUGUAGAAAAUUUGGCCACACUACAAGCAUUUCGUAAAAAUCCUGCACUGGUUUGGGAAUUCUACCAUUACAGGAGAAAUGUGGCAUUUAAUGCCCAGCCAAAUAAGGCUCACAUUGCGUUAGCAAAUUUUGAGAACGAUCUGAAAAAUGAUUGCCAAUUUCAUAUUGUAACUCAAAAUAUCGAUGGUUUACAUCAAAGAGCUGGAUCAAAAAAUGUUAUUGAACUUCAUGGGGCCUUACGCCAGAUAAGAUGUACAAAUAGUAAAUGUAAAAAUAUUGAAGAAAAUACAAACAGUCCAAUAUGUGAGGCCUUAAGAGACAGAGGGGAUCCUGCAUGUAAGGAUGAAGAGAUACCUGAAAUAGAUGUUAAUGACCUUCCUAAAUGUUCAAAAUGUGGUAAACUUUCCAGGCCUCAUAUAGUUUGGUUUGGUGAACAUUUAGAUGCAAAAAUAUUGAACAGAACCAGAGAAUUAAUAGAAACUUGUGAUAUAUGUUUAAUAAUUGGUACUUCAUCUGUAGUUUAUCCUGCCGCUAUGUUUGCUCCUCUUGUGGCAGAAAGGGGGAAACCAGUGGCUGAAUUUAAUUUAACAGAAGAACCAGCAAAUGAGGAUUUCAAAUUUCAUUUUCCUGGCCUUUGUGGAACUACUUUGCCUAAAGCUUUGGGAUACGAAAAUAUAUAAAACCAUUUUAACAAUAAAUUAUAGUUUUAUUAUUAACAGUACUAUUCAUCACUUGAGAUUAAUAAAUAUUUGUACAUAGCUUAGAAUUAGUAACUUAUUCUUAAAUAACACAAAUUAACUGCUGUU